Lates calcarifer (barramundi perch) is the source of this 3032-nucleotide messenger RNA. Its product is annotated as pannexin-1. NCBI's taxonomy places the organism in Eukaryota, Metazoa, Chordata, Actinopteri, Centropomidae. Gene Ontology annotation, molecular function: channel activity. Gene Ontology annotation, biological process: positive regulation of interleukin-1 production; monoatomic cation transport. The transcript has 8 exons. The record is from RefSeq and is a predicted model, not a curated record. The coding region runs from base 304 to 1632 and encodes 442 amino acids.
CAGAGCUGGAAAAUCAGAGCUGUCGAGUUGCACCUGAAGGCAUCAGGUUUUUAAGAAAGGGCGGAAGGAGUUUUUUUCUUCGUCUCACAGGAAGAAGCUUCAUCUCGAAAGUUGUGUUUAUUGUUCCAUCUGUUGAAUGUCUGGUCCGCCACAUCAUUUCAGCUCCUGUCCUGGAAAACACUCACAGCUCAACCGAUGCUGUUUAAUCGCAGCCAUGUCGGUUUAACAGAGAAUUUACCGUUAACGGGCGCGGGUCGGUCGGUGUUGUUGUUUAUGUGCGGCGGGUGACGGCAGAGCGGUGAGAUGGCCAUCGCCCACGUGGCGACAGAGUACGUGUUCAGCGACUUCCUGCUGAAGGAUCCGAACCAGGCUCGAUACCGCAGCGUUCGCACCGAGCUGGCCGUGGACAAGAUGGUGACCUGCGUGGCGGUCGGCCUGCCCCUCCUCCUCAUCUCUCUGGCCUUUGCUCAGGAGGUUUCAGUCGGUACUCAGAUCAGCUGUUUUGCUCCCACUAACUUCUCCUGGCGUCAGGCUGCGUACGUGGACUCGUACUGCUGGGCGUCCGUUCAUACACACACUCUACCUCUGUGGCUUCACAAGUUCUUCCCCUACAUCCUGCUGCUGGUGGCGGUGCUGAUGUACACCCCGGCAUUGUUCUGGAGGUUUUCUGCCGCCCCCCUCCUGCAGUCGGACCUCGGCUUCAUCAUGGAGGAGUUGGACCGGAGUUAUAACCGCGCCGUCACUCUGGCCAAACGCAUGGCCACGUCAGGGCUGCUCACACCAGACAGCGACCCCACCGAGGGCUGUUUCAACUACCCGCUGGUGGAGAAGUUCCUGAUGACCAAGCGCUGCUCUCGGGUGAUGCUGUGUUACUACCUGUCGUGUCGCGGCCUGACUCUCGUCACCCUGCUGUGCGCCUGCGUCUACCUGGGUUACUACCUGCGCCUCGCCUCCGUCACGGACGACUUCGGCUGCACGCUCCGCGUCGGCCUGCUCGCCUCCGACCCCAGCAUCCCUGAAAAGGUGCAGUGUAAGCUCAUCGCCGUGGGUGUCUUCUCUUUGCUCAGCCUCGUCAACUUGAUCCUGUUCAUCGCCCUGAUUCCCGUGGUGAUCUACGCCAGCCUCCGUCCCCUCCUCUGCACCAGCUACGCCCGAUUCCUGGAGACCUACCAGUCUCUCCCCACAGUGAGCGUCCUGCCCGUCCCCGGCGGACAGUGGGACGAUCUCUCUCUGUAUCUGCUCUUCCUGGAGGAGAACAUCAGUGAGCUCAAGUCCUACAAAUACAUCAAGGUGUUGGAGUUGUUGAAGAGACGAGGGGAAUGUGCCGGAGAAGACUUCGAUGCCAUGGGUCUGCUGCAGACUCUCUGUCUGGUGAAGAUGGACACUGUGGAUGGGAGAAAACUAAGCAACGCGGAGAAACAGGAUCAAGAAAAAACAAACGCAGCCGCCUCUGACGGCAGCCCCAACGCCAGAGCGCCGAAAAACAGCCACAACCGUCCGAACUCAGCCGCAGUUAAUGACAGCAAGAUAGAAACAGAGAUGAAAGAGCUCAGUCCUCUGCUGCCGGGAAACGGCGAUGAAACAGGAAGCAAAAACAUCGAGGGGGGGAAUCUCCGACAGCGAGCGAUGUGAUCGGCCGCCGAUCGGGCACGACGAUGACGAGACCCACCUCUGUCCCGUGGUGCAUCCAGAAAGUCAACUUCCUGUCCUGAUGGAGGGAUCAGACUGGAGUGGGAGAGCACAGCUGCAUCAUGGGAGAUCAUCAAACAUCCACCUCCUCUUCUAGACGUUCAACAUGGGAGUCACAAAUGUUUUUAGUCCCUCGAUUUGAGACUAACACUGGGAAAAGUCACGUUGUUCACAGGGGAACGUGGAGUGACGAGUUCUGGGUUAAUGUUAAAACACUACGGUGCCAAAAUGCAGACAAAGAUGCAAAUGCUCUGCUCUCAGGAUGUUUAUACAGCUGUCAGCUCACACGCCUGAUAAAUAUCCUGUGACUAAAGUAAAAGCACAACAGGGAAUAUGCAGUAGAUGUUGCAGAGCAGGAGUUUGCUGCCUGAACCAGUGGGAUAUUUAAUAGUCAGGGGAUGUGGGGUCAGACGGGUUUUCCAUCGAGGGGGGAAAACCAUUCACCGAGAUUAAACUGUCCAACCCCUCUUUUACAAAACUGACUUUAACUUUAAACUCAUGUCUGGAGUGAAAUCUAGUGAGAUGAUGUUUUUAUUUGCACUCAUUGUGGGAGAAUGUGCUUUUUCAAGACAAUGUUAAGGUUGUAAAGUGGAAAACCACACAAGGAGGAAUUUAGCGUGCUGUAAUCAGUUUCAGGAAUCAUUCACCUGAUUAUACAUGUUAUAUAUUUAAUGACAUAAAUUCCUGAACUGUCUGGUAUUCCCCCUUAAGAACUGGAUUGUUUUCUCAUGUUUAUUUUACAAGCUACAGCCAACAGUGGUACCAAUGCAGGAAGCUCUCAUUUAAUCAUAUUUAUCUCUUUUUCCAGCAAAAAUCUUAUGAAGUGUUUGUUGCUUAAUGUUUAACAAAUGCAUUAUUUUAUCCAAAACGUCACGUCACAGGUGAUAUCCAGUGACGUGGCUUUAGGGAUUCAGACGUUUGGAUGUCUCAGCCUGGAGUUUAACUUGCAGUGCUCGCUUUGCAGUCUCAGGGAUAAAAACAUCUCACUAAACGACGAGCGACUGUCACGUUACUGCCUCCUCCACUGCCUGGAUAAACUGCAUGCACUGCUCUAAGUGGAACAUUUUAACACUGUCAUGAAGUCGCUGUGGUACAAUCUCCUCUUUAUUAUACAUUAGUUUCUGUUUUGUGAACAUUUCUCCUAUUUUUUUGGUAUGAUGGUGAAAUGUUAUUGGCUUUACUUUAUUCAUGUACUGCAUGCUUGUUGUCUUGUGAUGUGGAGAAACUUCUAGCGUUCAUUUACUGAAGUGAGGUUGCUGUUAGGGUUUGUGAUCUAAUGGUUGUUUAAUUAUUACACUUUGAAAGAUUGUCUGCAGUCUUGAUAAUAAAUAUAGGAGACAUUA